GGACACUGUUCAGCCGGAAGUCCGUGCUGACGCGCGGCCGUGAGCUUGACGCGGAGCCGCGGCUCGCCCACCAGCCUCCUGCCUGCUAGCUGCCGUCAGCUAGCCCAAACAGUCGUGCUGUCGCGUUAGGAGGACCAUCUCUUGGAUUUGUGGGGGGGAUCAGGAAGCGUCAGCGCUCUGAUGCCGGACAAGAUGAGAGCCCAGAUAUGAAAAUCUUCUCUGAGAUGACACGACAUGCAAGCACACAGAGGCUUUUGACUUUUGAGUGAGGCACUUCCUCAUUGUGGAUUUUCCCCGCUCAAGAAAUGUGCUUUCACAUUGAAAAAAUUUAACAGUGCUUUUCACACUCCUUGUGAGAUGGCGCGAAGGCACUUGUUGUAAGUAAUGAGAGGAGCGGCGAGCGGAGGGAGAGCCGAGGGAAAAGGGAAUGCCGACUUGCCGGCCGUAGCUUGCAUGUGAGCGUCAUGCCCAGGCGAGGGUUGCCGCUGCAGGGCCGGGUCCGCUGGCUGUUCCUGGGCCUCUUCCUGCUGCUGGUGCUGCUGCUGUUCGCCUACCUGCUGGAGUGCACGCCGCCGACCGACGUCAGCCUGGUCCUGCCGGGCCUGGCGGGCGAGCCCUACGGGAAGGAGUACUACCAGGCCCUGCUGCAGGAACAGGAGGAGCGCCACCUCAACCGCGCCGCCAGCCUCAAGCGCCAGAUCGCCCAGCUCAAGCAGGAGCUGCAGGAGAUGAGCGAGAAGCUGAAGCUGCUGCAGGACAAGAAGGAGCUGCCCGGGGUGCAGGGCCUGGCCGAGACCAAGGACCAGGAGCCGGGAGACCUGCUGGAGUAUCUGCACUCCCAGAUCGACAAGGCUGAGGUCAGCACGGGGGCGCGCCUGCCCAGCGAGUACGCCCUGGUCCCCUUCGAGAGUUUCACCUCCUCCAAGGUGUACCAGCUGGAGAUGGGGCUGACGCGGCACCCGGAGGAGAAGCCCGUCCGCAAAGACCGCCGGGACGAGCUGGUGGAGGUCAUCGAGGCCGCGCUGGACAUCAUCAACAACCCCGACGAGGAGGACGGCGUGGAGGACGACAUGCCCAUGCAGAGGCAAACCUACACAGAGAGCCACUUUACUGAGGGACUGUACAGGACGGAGCGGGACAAGGGCACGCUUUACGAGCUCUUCUUUGCCAAAGAGGAUUCCAGCAGCUUCCGUCACGUCACGCUCUUCCGUCCGUUCGGUCCCUUAAUGAAAGUCAGAAGCACAUCUGUGGAAACGUCAGCAGUGAUCAUUAACAUCAUCGUGCCGCUGGCGGGCCGGGUAGACACGUUCUCGCAGUUCUUACAAAACUUCAGGGAGGUGUGCAUACAGCAGGACAGACGAGUGCAUCUGACUGUGGUUUACUUUGGGCAGGAGGGCUUACAGGAUGUGAAGUCCUCUUUGGAAAAAAUGUCCAGGGAGGAGAGCUUCUCCAAUUACACUCUGAUCCCAGUGGACGAGGAGUUUUCCAGAGGUCGGGGUCUGGACAUCGGAGCUCACGCCUGGAAGAAAGGAGACGUCUUGAUGUUUUUUUGUGACGUGGACAUCCACUUCACUCUGGAGUUCCUCAACACCUGCCGCCUGCACUCUGCCCCCAACAAGAAAGUCUUCUACCCAGUCGUGUUUAGUCUGUACAAUCCUGCCAUAGUUUAUGGAAAUUUGGAGCUGGCUCCACCCAUUGAACUCCAGCUGAUUCACAAGAAGGACGCUGGAUUCUGGAGAGAUUUUGGCUUUGGAAUGACAUGUCAAUAUCGCUCAGAUUUCCUAAAUAUUGGGGGUUUCGAUCUUGAAGUGAAAGGCUGGGGCGUGGAGGACGUCCACUUGUACAGAAAGUAUCUGAGGAGCGACCUGAUCGUGAUCCGGACGCCGGUGUCGGGCCUCUUCCACCUGUGGCACGAGAAGCAGUGUGCGGACGAGCUGACGCCGGAGCAGUACCGCAUGUGCAUCCAGUCCAAAGCCAUGAACGAGGCUUCCCACUCCCACCUGGGCAUGCUGGUCUUCCGCGAGGAGAUCGAGGCUCACCUUCGCAAGCAGGCCUUCAAAACCCAGAGCAAAUCAGAGGACUGAGCGGCGGCUCAACACACACACAUCAUCAUUCCAGACUGUGAUGUCCAGGUGACUCUGUUACUGCACUAUAGCAUCCUGUUCCAUGUCACCGCUCAGCUGUAGACAGGGAUGAAUGUAUGAAAACAAACACCAACGACUUCGAUCAAUGUGAAACUUCAAAGCGUGUUACAGAACUUUUUCUACAGCGGAAGUCGUUCAAGUCGUGGGACGCCUCCACAACUUAUCAGGACAAAAUGAUCAAUGUAAACCGUGACAAUGUAUCUCUUGGAUUUAGGCUGACAUUGUAUUGUAAGUAUUGAAAUCAAUUCAAUAAGCAUGCAGUAAGUAUCCUUGGAAACAUAAAUUCCUCAUCUUUCAGUUCAGCCAAUCUUCCUGCAUCAAACGCAGCUCGCAGCGGAUUCCUUUGCUCUGUUUUUUUUUUCUUUUUUUUUUCCUCCACCCACUCGCCGAGACGACAGACUCUCGCAGCUUAGUGUGACCUCGAGGAAUGUCAGCCAAUAGGCUCCAACUGUGAGACGAACCCUGGAUCCCAAGGUAUCAAAACAAGGUGAAAUACAACCAGCUGUCAUCACGUUCAGCAGUGCCGGAGGACUGUCUUUCCUCAAGAAGCAAUAACAUUUACUAUUGCAAAAUUGUAACAGGCAUUACAGGUAUUUGUUUACCAUCGACUGCAAGAGAAACAGGGGCUGGUGGUUUAUCAAAUGGAAACCACACUGCGUUGAGAAUUGUAAUUAUAUUGAUUUGACGUCACAAGAAACCAAAAUCCAAAAGCCCUGCUGUUAUCCACAAGUCAGUCUUAUUAUCUGAGACCAAACAAAUUUAUGAGCAUUAUCUUUUUUUUUUUUUUCCCCGCUUGAUUCCAGUACAUGACCAGUUUUCUAUGGAGCCAUAUUGUUUGAUUUGUGUUGUAUUUAUGUUGGUUCAGAUCGGUGACAUGGUUUAAAAAUAAAAAAAAAAAAAGGGACCUUUUAAUGUUAGCACAGUGUGUGUAGAAAGGGACAAUCAGUCUGUGUUUGCGUGGGAGACGGUCGCUCCAAAAAACGUCAUCAGUUUAGCAGAGAAGCAUGUCGACUAUAUUGUUUAGAGGUAGGGGCAAAGAUCUGCUUUAAGCAUGCAAAGCUUCGACAUUAUUACUGUCUGUAAACAGAUUUAUCAUUUAUGCCCAACGAGAAGUCGCUCCCAGCACAACGAUCCUCUUACUAGACGUGAGUGAAUGUGGUCACUCAUGUUAAUACUUUUCUAAUAUAGAUUUUUUUUUUUUAGUUUAAUACUUAUGUGCCUACAUGCUCAAACUGAUAUGAAGUGUUGAGAUUACAGUGGUUGUUGAAACAGUUUGAGGCUGUGUCCGCAGCUGUAGAUGUGUUAAUUUUAUUCCGUUUCUUGAUGAGAAAGGGUGUCACACUUUGAAAGGGUACAUCGCCGCAGAGUUCCUGUGUUACAUAUGAGAAGUAAAAUGUUAUGAGUGCAGCUGUCAAAAAAACCUUAAAUAGCAGGCAAAGUGCUUUAUUUUUUUCCUCAAAAGGAAAGCAGGUAAAGCUAACUGUACUGUUCCUGUACUGUUUUCUUAAUCAGUUGAUUUUUCUUGCAACUGUUGUCGCUUGUUGUAGAUAGUCUCAGUCAGUCUCUCCUCACUGAGGGAGAAAUCUCACGUCUUCCCGUCAUGAUCCUCCAAACAACACAUCACUUCAGAGAAAUGACUUGUGUAAGGAAAUGAUUUAUUUUUGACAUUUCGGCCAUGAAAUAAAAGUUACAGGAGGUUGCAUUCAA
This is a messenger RNA of Myripristis murdjan (pinecone soldierfish), 3851 nucleotides long. RefSeq names its product chondroitin sulfate N-acetylgalactosaminyltransferase 2 (gene csgalnact2). Lineage: Eukaryota; Metazoa; Chordata; Actinopteri; Holocentriformes; Holocentridae. The transcript is spliced from 8 exons. Gene Ontology annotation, cellular component: Golgi cisterna membrane. The record is from RefSeq and is a predicted model, not a curated record. Gene Ontology annotation, molecular function: glucuronosyl-N-acetylgalactosaminyl-proteoglycan 4-beta-N-acetylgalactosaminyltransferase activity. The coding region runs from base 465 to 2084 and encodes 539 amino acids.